This is a messenger RNA of Thunnus maccoyii (southern bluefin tuna), 1859 nucleotides long. RefSeq names its product glucose-6-phosphatase catalytic subunit 1a, tandem duplicate 1 (gene g6pc1a.1). The transcript has 6 exons. Lineage: Eukaryota; Metazoa; Chordata; Actinopteri; Scombriformes; Scombridae. Gene Ontology annotation, cellular component: membrane. Gene Ontology annotation, biological process: glucose 6-phosphate metabolic process; gluconeogenesis. Gene Ontology annotation, molecular function: glucose-6-phosphatase activity. The coding region runs from base 19 to 1086 and encodes 355 amino acids. The record is from RefSeq and is a predicted model, not a curated record.
GGUCUGGGUCGUGAUAUCAUGGAUCUUCUCCACAGCUGGGGGGUUGAGCUGGCGGUCCAUCUGCAGACCAAAUACAGCAGGUAUGAGGGCUUGUUUAGCCUGGCGUCCACAGUGGCCGAUCUGCACACCACCUUCUUCUGCUGGUUCCCAAUCUGGUUCCACCUGCGGAGGGACACGGGGCUCAGGCUCAUCUGGGUGGCUGUCAUCGGAGACUGGCUCAAUCUGGUCCUGAAAUGGGUUCUUUUUGGGGAGAGGCCAUACUGGUGGGUUCAUGAGACCCGCUUUUAUCGAGCAGGACUGGCCCCUUCUCUACAGCAGUUCCCCAUCACAUGUGAGACUGGACCAGGAAGUCCUUCAGGUCACGCUAUGGGUGCUGCAGGGGUCUGGUAUGUGAUGGUAACAGCGCUACUCACUUCUUUGGCAAAACAAUCAUCAAUUUCUUUGCCUAUUCACUCUGUCAGAUUCUUGCAAAUAAAUUUGUGGACACUAAUGGGCCUGGUAGAGCUGGUGGUCUGCGUGUCCAGGGUCUACAUGGCUGCCCACUUCCCACACCAGGUUAUUGCUGGAGUCAUCACAGGUGUAUUAGUAGCUGAGGCUGUCUCCAAGGUGAAGUGGAUCUACUGUGCAAGCAUGAAGAAAUACUUCUUCAUUACCCUUUUCUUGACCUCCUUCGCUGUGGGCUUCUACCUCCUGCUCAAGGCUCUGGGUGUGGACCUGCUGUGGACCAUGGAGAAAGCCCAGAAGUGGUGCGUGAGAGCUGAGUGGGUCCACAUGGACACCACUCCCUUCGCCAGCCUUCUGCGUAACAUGGGCACCCUGUUUGGCCUGGGCCUGGGCCUGCACUCCCCCCUCUACAACGGCACCAAGAAUAAGAACACAAGUGCCACUUUCAAGAUGGGAUGUAUUAUUGUCUCCCUAUUCCUGCUUCAGCUGUUGGAUGGAUGGACAUUUUCCUCUGAAAACCACAUGACUUUCUAUUGCCUGUCUUUUGGUAAAAGUGUGGUUGCACUUUUAAUCCCCACCACCCUGGUGCCAUGGGCUCUCUGCUGGAUUUGCAAGGAAAAGAGAGAAGACAAGAACUUGUGAUUUAGGACCAACUUCUUGUUUAGGGUCAAUCAUCAGUUCAAUUUUUUUAUACAUACUUGGAUUGUUUUCUGCUACAUUUAUGACACUAGGACAUGUAGACUUUUAGGACUGGCCUGGAUAUGAGUUCCUUAAAAGGAAAAUGAAAAAGUUUUGGAAGAUAAACUUUGCUUUCUUGCUGAGAGUUAGAUGAGAAGAUCGAUACCACUAUUAUGUUUAUGUGCUAAAUAUAAAGCUCCAGCCAGCAGCUACGUAGCUUAGCUUAGCAUAAAGACUGAAAACAGAGGGAAACAGGCGGUAGUCAGCAGAAUUUGUUACCUUCAAACAAAGCCAGGCUAGCUGUUUUCUAGCAGUUUUAUUCUAAGCUAAGCUAAUUGUCUCCUGGCUCAGGUUUUAUGCUUAACACACAAACAUGAAAAUGAUAUUAAUCUUCUUCAAUCUUAAGUAUCUGUAUGAAAGUGAAGUGCAUAUUCAAAAAUAUCAAUUUCUUUAAAAUGCAUACAUUUGCAAAUGUCUGUUUACUGUUAAAUCCUGUUAGAUCAAACUGCUGAUCUUAUAACCUCUCUGAAAAUCAAAUUAUGGUUGUUUAUUUUUGUCUGCUUUCAAGCUCUUUGAAUGUUGACAAGUCUAUUUGCUUCGGAAGACAUUAUCUGAAAGAAGACGAAGGCCCACUUUCUUUGCAGGGUCCUUCAAUAUCAGCAUGAAAAUACACAUGUAAAUGAAUAUUUUUAUAAAAAUGUAGGUAGCACUUCAGUGCUUUUUCAGUUCAAUGAUUA